GCGCGGACCGCGCUCUCCGCCCGCAGACUCCGCGCCUGAGCCGUGCGCGCUGGGCACUCGCUUGCCGCCCGCGCACCCGACACAGCGGGGCGCAGCGGGAGCCCGUGCGGGGCGGCAGGCCGUCCAUGCGGCGGCGCUCAGGAAGCACGCGGGGCUGAGGAGGCGGACGCUCCGGGACCAGCCCAGGAGUUGAACCUGCAGAAAACUGGGGACACCUCCGAGCAACCCUUGCCUUAGCCUGGACCUGCAGCAUCAUGGUUUUCCAUUUCACAAGCUGUCUCAGUGUGCUGGGCGCCCUCCUGAUGCUUGGUUCUCAGCUUGUUUGCCCGCAGCCCUCUACUGAACACAGAAAGGUCCCGCAGCGGAUGGCAGUAGCAGAUGGAACCCCAGAGGACAGCAGCGGUGGCUCCCCAGGAGUCUGGGGUUCCUGGGGCCCCUGGUCUGCCUGCUCGCGCAGCUGCAGCGGUGGUGUGAUGGAGCAGACGCGGCCCUGCCUGCCCAGCUCCUACCGUGGCCGCGGAGGCUCGCGGCCCAGUGGCCCUACGCUGCCCUUUGCUGGCCACGUUGUGUCCGCUGUUCGCACUUCAGUACCGCUGCAUCGAAGCCGUGAGGAGCAACGGGCCCUGGUGGGCUCCGACGCCAGCCGCCCAGGCCCCACAGUGGUGCGAGGCAGCCGACACCCGCAGUCCCGGGGCCGAGAACCCUCAGAGAGAAGGAGCAGGACCCGAGGUCCCAUCGGCCCUGGCAAGUAUGGCUACGGGAAGGCUCCCUACAUCUUACCGCUGCAGACGGAUACCACACAUACUCCACAGAGGCUUCGGAGACAAAGGCCUUCAUCCCGGCAUUCCAGGUCCCAGGAGGCAUCUGCUUCUAGGCAGGGCUACAGACCACCAGCCCACCAGUUCUCCCACAACGGACCUCUCUACCAAAGUGACAGUGGCCCUCGUUCUGGACUGCUGGCUUCUGAGGCCUCUAUCUAUCAGCUGCCUCUGACUCAUGAUCAGAGCUAUCCUGUGGCUCCAGGUCUCUUCCACAACCCGGAAUUGAGCAGCAACAGUGGUGCCAGGCCCCAUGGGGCAGCUCAGGCCUUCUCCCAGCCUCUGCGAUCUACAGCAAUCUCAUGCAUCGGGGCCUAUCGGCAGUACAAACUGUGCAACACCAAUGCGUGUCCGGAAAGUGGUAGAAGUAUCCGGGAGGUACAGUGUGCAUCCUACAACAACAAGCCAUUCAUGGGCCGGUUUUAUGAAUGGGAGCCGUUUGCAGAAGUAAAAGGCAAUCGCAAGUGUGAGUUGAACUGCCAAGCAACCGGCUACCGCUUCUACGUACGACAAGCUGAGAAGGUCAUCGAUGGCACCCCCUGUGACCAGAAUGGCACAGCCAUCUGUGUGUCGGGACAGUGCAAGAACAUUGGCUGUGACGACUUCCUGGGCUCCGACAAAGUUGUGGACAAGUGUGGGGUGUGUGGAGGUGAUAACACAGGCUGCCAGGUGGUGUCAGGAGUGUUCAAGCACGCCCUCACCAGCCUGGGCUACCACCGAGUUGUAGAGAUCCCCCAAGGAGCCACGAAAAUUAACAUUACAGAAAUGCACAAGAGCAACAACUAUUUGGCCUUGCGAAGUCGCUCUGGCCGCUCCAUCAUCAAUGGGAACUGGGCGAUUGACCGCCCGGGGAAGUAUGAGGGUGGAGGGACGAUGUUCACCUACAAGCGACCCAAUGAGAUCUCCAGCACUGCUGGGGAGUCCUUUUUGGCUGAAGGUCCCACCAAUGAGAUCCUGGAUGUCUAUAUGAUACACCAGCAGCCCAACCCAGGAGUCCACUACGAGUACGUGAUCAUGGGGAACAAUGCCAUCAGCCCACAGGUGCCACCCCACAGGAGACCAGGAGAGCCUGUCAAUGGGCAGUUGGAGGCCGAAGACAGGAGCCCGGAGGACAGAGAAGAGAGGGAGGAGAACCAGGAGAAGGAAGACUCACGUGGGGAGGCCCCUGAGGUCUUGACGUCGGAAUCCUCGCACACACAGACCUUCCCCGUCAGACAUCCUGAUAGAUUCCCUCCCCACCGACCAGACAACUUGGUGCCACCAGCCGCACAGCCCCCCAGGCGAAGCCGGGACCACAACUGGAAGCAGCUGGGGACAACGGACUGCUCCGCCACCUGUGGGAAAGGAUCGCAGUACCCGAUCUUCCGCUGUGUGCACAGAAACACACACGACGAGGUUCCUGAGAGCUACUGUGACCCCAGCAUGAAGCCGACCCCAGAAGAGGAACCCUGCAACCUCUUCCCCUGCCCAGCCUUCUGGGACAUCGGGGAGUGGUCUGAGUGCAGCAAAACCUGUGGCCUGGGCAUGCAGCACCGCCAGGUCCUCUGCCGCCAGGUGUAUGCCAACCGCAGCCUGACGGUGCAGCCUUACCGCUGCCAGCACCUGGAGAAGCCCGAGACCACCAGCACCUGCCAGCUCAAGAUCUGCAGUGAGUGGCAGAUUCGGACCGACUGGACCUCGUGCUCGGUGCCCUGUGGCGUGGGGCAGCGGACCCGGGAUGUGAAGUGUGUGAGCAACAUCGGGGACGUGGUGCAUGACGAGGAAUGCAACAUGAAGCUCCGCCCAAAUGACAUCGAGAACUGUGACAUGGGGCCCUGUGCGAAGAGCUGGUUCCUCACAGAAUGGAGUGAAAGGUGCUCAGCCGAGUGUGGGGCUGGAGUGAGGACUCGUUCGGUGGUGUGCAUGACCAACCAUGUCAGCAGCCUGCCUCUGGAAGGCUGCGGGAACAACAGGCCGGCGGAGACUACGCCCUGUGAUAACGGGCCCUGCACGGGCAAGGUGGAGUGGUUCUCUGGCAGCUGGAGUCAGUGUUCGGUCGAGUGUGGCAGUGGGACGCAGCAGAGGGAGGUGAUCUGUGUUAGGAAGAAUGCAGACACCUUUGAAGUGCUAGACCCCUAUGAGUGUUCGUUCCUGGAGAAGCCCCCGAGCCAGCAACCCUGCCACCUCAAGCCUUGUGGAGCUAAAUGGUUUAGCACGGAAUGGAGCAUGUGCUCCAAGAGCUGUCAGGGCGGGUUCCGAGUCCGGGAAGUACGGUGUCUGUCAGAUGACAUGACCCCGGGCAGCCUCUGUGACCCCCAGUUGAAACCAGAAGAAAGAGAAUCUUGUAACCCUCAGGACUGUGUCCCUGAAGUUGACGAAAACUGCAAGGAUAAGUACUACAACUGCAACGUGGUGGUGCAGGCGCGCCUCUGUGUCUACAACUACUACAAGACCGCUUGCUGCGCCUCCUGCACCCGCGUGGCCAACAGACACACAGGCUUCCUGGGGAGUCGGUAACACUCCUGCUCUCCUGGGGCUGCAGGCAGGGCACCCGGCUGGUUGCUGCUCCACCGGGGACCCCCACUCUCACCUUCAUGAAGAGCACCACAUGGUCCCCACGAUGUUAGAAAGCCAUGGCUGGCCCUUUGCACAUUGCUCUGUCCUGGGUGAUUCCCUUCCUUGGGACCUGGCACCUGCUAAUGGCGCCCACUGAAAACCAAGCAGCCGAGUGCAUUCAGCUCUCAUCCCAGUGCAGUGCUGGACCACUGGCCAAGCACAGCCUCCUUCCUGGUGCCCCUGGCCUGUCCAGAAUUAGCACUCCUCUGGAAAGUCAAGAGAGGACAGCCUCCCAUCCUAUACCACCAACAAGCCUUGCUGAGACCUGUGCAUCCCUGUUACCUCAGCCCAGCUGUGCCUGUCACCAUUCUUCAUGACAAUAGACUGUUUCCUGCCUCAGGACAGAGGGAUCUCACAGUAGAAAGUUUUCUUGUCUAGCAGGUACUUGCAUUCUCAGACAUUAGCUCACUGGAGGCCUCAGCAUCCUAGAAUGGGAGGCAGGGGUUGAAUAAGUGUUCCCACUUUACUAGCAAGGAAACUGAGGCUCAACUCAGGUAACUGACCUGCCAUUUUGUGGCAGGGCUGAGUGCCUACCUCAGAUGGCUGAGCAUAAUCUUACCCCACGGCACCUCCAGGGACCAGCCUGUCCAUAGGCCUGUAGUCUAAAGAAUGAACGGGGCUUUCUAUCUGACCAGGAGGCUGAGAAGUUUUGCAUUCUGUGAACAGAACCCAGGCUUCUGAAGCCCUUGCUCUGUCCCCAAGUGCUGCCUCAACCAAGUUCUUGGUUCUUUCAAGAUGUCCGCACCCCUGUUCCCCUUCCCUCAGUUGCAGCUCCUGAUGACAGGACUCCGUGGUGUCUGCCAAGUUCCAUCCUCAACAGAACCAUCCCACAAGACAAGAAAGCCACAGGGAGAGCAAGAAGGCGGCCAGCGAUUCUCUGGGCCACUCUGGAGCUGGAACAAACUCCCGAAUCCCACAAGCUCUUGUUCCACCAUCCCUCCUGGGUUCUUCAUGGUGUACCACCUGCCGGAAAGCCAAGCCAGUAGUCCCAGCAAAUCUCCACGUUGCAAAAGGCGGAGUCUUAUUUGGACCUUGUGGGUUGAUUAAAGGGUUUCUCUCUGGUAGUCUCACAUCUCUCCCCUCCCCUCUCCUCCUCUUCCCUUCCCUUCCCUUCCCCCCCCCCCCCCCCCCCCCCGUGACUCAUGACUCUUCCCACAAGACUUGACCAUCAGGAUCCAUUUUAAUGAUGCGGGUCUGGGAGACAGAGCUCUGAAGUCCUCCCCAGCUUCACUGACUCACUUUACCCACCUGUAAUUCCAGAGGCCCCAGGCCUGAAGGGACUCAGUGCAUAUCGAAAGGUGAACCAUCUCCAGGGCUUGGGGGAGACCAUUAAGAGGAAUAUUUGUUUUUCUUAUUUCGGGGCCUAGGCAUGUUUCUCUUAAAGUAAGCACAUACCCUUAGCACAGAGUCCCUCCAUGAGCUCAUUGCCUGCACCAGGCAGUGUGGCAAUCAUUCACAGCCAUGGGGAUAGUGUCACCUGUCUGGUCUGACACACUCUGUCAGGAGCCACUGGCUUUGGCCUUCUGUGAGUGUCUCCCAGCAUCCAUCUCUGCUUGGGAAGCCAGGCUCCACUUCCAUCGGCAACUCGGCCUCUCCUGGUGUUCAUGAGGCACGCAGAUACACAGCCAGGCAGAGACCACGCUUCCCAUGCUAAGCACGAAGAGAAGCCACCGCACACACGGUUUCUGUCCGGUUCCCUCCCGGCCCCUCUCACUGCAUGCUUUUGCUCAUCCCAGGUAACUUUUCCUUGGUACGGCCAUUCUCAGAUCUUGCUGGACAAGCCAGUCAUUUGAAGGAUUCCUUGGAAGGUAUUUGUGUACCUGCCAGAGGGUAAGGCAUGCAUGGUCUGUGGGUUAGCUCCAGGGAGGGAAAAUGUCCUCACAGCUGAAGCCACACAGUGGACUACACAGGGACUAAAGAACUUCUCUGUGGAGAGUGAGCAUCCUGGUCCUUCCAACUCACAAAUUCUCGGGGCUGGGCUGGGUUGAUGAUGGCUCUGUCUGUCCUGUGUCUCAGACAUCACCUCAUAGUUCUCAGGAAGGGCCAUGAUCCUCCUGUGGAGUGGGAGUAGGUCAGAGCCAAGGGGUCAGGCCCUGGUCUUCAGGCAAAAAAAGAAAAGAAAAAAGAAACACUUCACCUGAGUUCAAUGGAUUUUUCCAGAAAAAUGAGCUGUGCUCAGGAGUUCAGUCCCCUUUUAAAGGUUAUAGAUUUCUAGAAUGGGGUCGAUUAACCUCUUUGUUGCAGAAGGCCAGUCUGGCAAAUGUCUUGGUUUCAUCUUCCAUCACCUGUACGGCUUUUCUCCCUACCACAGUGUGUGCAGUGGGGCCUUGGGGAUCCCCAGUGAUCACCAAGGAAGGGAUGCCUGUCCCCGAAGAUGGCUCUUUAUCUGCCAUCUCCUUCUCGGGACUCUCCACAUUCCCUUCAUUGGCUGUGAUGUGGAAUUGAAAUUUAUAUUUCAAUACUGAUUAUCUCUCCUCCCCCACCCCCCGCCGUGUGCCAGAGGGCCACAUCCCCAGCUCUGAAUGAAAAAUUAGAUAAAUUAAAGCUUCUGUGUAGUCUUUCUCAACAAAAAAUCAACAAAGCCCCAAAUGAAAAGCGUGUGCUGUUUCUCUUUCACUGAGUGGAACAAAAGAACCUUUCUUGCAGCCCUUGUGGAGUCGAUUUCAGUUUACCUCCCAGGGCCUGCAGGAAAUACGCCAUCCGACCGCUAGAGGGAGCAGUUCCCUUCUCGUAAACCAUGCUCAACCUCCUAAGAAGCCCGGGAGCUUUGCUAGUCUCUGGCUGGCUCCGGGAGGGAGUUCUCACCGCUGCCUCAGCUGCUCCUUUGCAUUACUUGUCGGCCCAGGAUUUCUGGGUUUUGUCUUCCCUCCUUGCUGUUAGUGCGCAUCAUCUAUUUGUUCUCUACGCGUUUACACCCAACGCUCUCUCUCCAAAAGGUAGCUUUCCAGAGGGCUGGAAAGUGGGAGGUGCUAGCUUAACUUGUUGUGUGGUGUGGAGAACGCCAGAAACUGCUAACACCUGUCCAAGACAGUCUCCUCGUCUUAUUCAUUAGCUGUCUUCGCGCUGGCAUGUGAGUUUUCCUAUGUAAAUAUGAGGAACAGAAUGAAAGACUACAUCACAACUGGGCGCAGGUGGAGGCCGGCAUCUGAUCCUUGCCAGAUAAAACAGUGUGUGUGUGUGUGUGUGUGUGUGUGUGUGUGUGUGUGUGUGUGUGUGUGUGUGUGCGUGUGUGUGGCUUAGAUGUCUUAGGAGAAAACUGGCCGAUGCCCUCACCUCAGAGAGCCAAACGCUUAGGGGCAGAGGAGUCUGGAAAGAGUUAUUAAAAAUAAAAAGUGAAGAGAAAGCCCAGAUCUCAACAGUUCACUGGGAAGCAGCUAACGCCUAUCUUUGGAUUAAAAGAAUAACUGGGUAGUUGAAAGGGAAGAAUUUCAGCUAAGUUCAAAGUGAGUCAAGAAAGUGGGGAGGAAGCGCCAAAAUAUAAAUGGCCCCUGGACUAGUGAGUCUGCUCUGUAAGCAUCGUGCCUCAGCGGCAACAUCCAAGGCUCAGAACCCACAUGCAAAAUGCCGGAUGUGGCGCCACUCACUUGUGAUCCCAGCAUGGGAGAGGCGCAGCCGGGUGGAUCCCUGGGGCUCACUAGGUGGCCAGCCCAACCUACUUGGCAAGUUCCAGGCCAGUGGGAGACGGUGUCUCAGAGAAAGCAUUGUGGAUGUCACCUGAAGAACAACCCUUGGUGCCGUCCUCUGACCACCACGCACGCACACAUGUGUGUCCGUGUAGAAGCCAUUCCACAAGCCACCAAGGCCACAGAGAAAACAUGGGCGGGAGUCAAGAUACGUGUGUCUUUAGGAAGACUACUGCUCAUGUGUCACGUUCAGGUGGGGUUUUCCAACCCUGAUAAAGAGGACAGACCUGUUAGACACAGUGCGGGGGACUUCUGAGGUGUGACAUUUGCAGACGAGACUCCCUGAGAACCCUCAGUGAAACAGAAUAACAAACUUCUGCCAGCUAGAACCGUCUGUGGGUGCAGGGAUGCUGGAGACGGUAGCCUCUCCUUAGAGGUGGCAGUGGAGACGGGAUGGGUAUGUCAGAAUGUGGGACGGGAUCUGGAUAUCUUUCUUGGCAACAUGCUGUUCAAGGUCAUCUCUAAGUCCAGGAUUCUGUGGCUCUCCACGUGACACAGCUCUGAGUGGUACAUCUGCUUAGAGGCGGCCAGUGACUGCUCUCCUUCAUCUUGUUCUUAACCGCUGCCACCUUGUCACCAUUUGAAACCCAUCAGUGCCCCUUCCUGUGAGUAGCAUGUGGCCUCAUAUCGCAGCCACUGGCAGCCUGGUCAGAGCUGUCUCCAUAUGUGUGCUUCACAAAAAAAAAAAAAACA
This is a messenger RNA of Peromyscus californicus insignis, 7789 nucleotides long. It is a transcript of the gene Thsd4, whose product is annotated as thrombospondin type 1 domain containing 4. The record is from RefSeq and is a predicted model, not a curated record. Gene Ontology annotation, biological process: extracellular matrix organization. Gene Ontology annotation, molecular function: metalloendopeptidase activity. The transcript has 18 exons. Gene Ontology annotation, cellular component: extracellular matrix. The coding region runs from base 255 to 3314 and encodes 1019 amino acids. Lineage: Eukaryota; Metazoa; Chordata; Mammalia; Rodentia; Cricetidae.